CAUCUCUCACCACCACUCUCUAUAUCUCUCAUUGACUUGGCACUCGCUAGCUUAGUGUGCUCGUCAAUGGUUUAUCUUCUCUCCCGAACCUCUCUCUGCGAUCUUAAGCGGUUCGAUUGAUAAGGUUUAUUCGUUGAUUGGAGAAGUUUCACCAUCUCUCUGCUUGUGAUCUCGAAUUUCUGAAUUCAUCGGGCGGUUGAUGGAUAACAUUGCGGGAUUCUCCGAUUCAUAUGAAAUCAGCAACACAAGCAGCACUAGCUUCUUCGCCACACCAGCACCUACGGAAAAGACCGAGUCAUCUAUUGUUUAUCCGUCGGAAGUUCUCGCCGGACCGGAGGUAUCUGCGUAUCGAUUGCUCUCCAACAGCUUCGAGUCCGUGUUUGACUCGCCGGAAGCGUUCUACAGCGACGCCUAUCUGGUUCUCGCCGAUGGUCGGGAGGUAUCUUUCCAUCGAUGCGUUCUCUCCGCGAGAAGCCCCUUCUUCAAGAGCGCGUUAGCAGCCGCCGAGAAGGAGCAAAAAUCCACAGUCGCGAAGCUCGAGCUGAAGAAAAUCGCGACGGAUUACGACGUCGGAUUCGAUUCCGUGGUGGCUGUUUUGGCGUACGUAUAUUGCGGCAGAGUGAGGCCGCCGCCGAAGGGAGUUUCUGAAUGCGCAGACGAUAAUUGCUGCCACGUGGCCUGCCGGCCGGCGGUGGAUUUCAUGGUGGAGGUUCUAUAUUUGGCUUUCGUCUUCGAGAUUCCGGAACUGAUUACGCUCUAUCAGAGGCAUUUACUGGAUGUUGUAGACAAAGUUAUCGUAGAGGACACUUUGUUCAUACUCAAGCUAGCUAACAUUUGUGGUAAAACAUGCAUGAAGCUAUUGGAAAAAUGUAGAGAGAUCAUUGUCAAGUCUAAUGUAGAUAUAGUUAGUCUUAAGAAGUCAUUGCCGCAGCACAUUGUCAAGCAAAUAGUUGACAUCCGUAAAGAGCUUGGUUUUGAGGCACCUGAACCAGAGAAACAUGUCUCGAAUAUACACAAGGCACUCGAGUCAGAUGAUGUUGCGCUUGUCGUUAUGCUUUUGAACGAAGGCCACACGAAUCUAGACGACGCGUACGCUCUUCAUUUUGCUGUUGCGUAUUGCGAUGUGAAAACCGCGACGGAUCUCCUGAAACUGGAGCUUGCGGAUGUCAACCAUAGAAAUGCGAGGGGAUACACGGUGCUUCACGUUGCUGCAAUGCGCAAGGAGCCAAACCUGAUAGCAUUGCUAUUGACAAAAGGGGCAAAUGCAUCAGAAAUAUCUUUUGACGGUAGAACCGCUCUCUUGAUCGCAAAACAAGUCACUAAGGCGGCUGAGUAUAAUUAUAUUCCGGAGCAAGGCAAGCCUUCCUCCAAAGGCCGACUAUGCGUAGAGAUACUAGAGCAACCAGACAAACGAGAUCCAUUUCCUGCAGACGUUUCUCCCUCUCUUGCAGAGGCUGCUGAUGUGUUGAAGAUACGGUUGAUUGAUCUUGAAAACAGAGUUCAAAUGGCUCGAUGUCUCUUUCCAAUGGAAGCACAAGUUGCAAUGGACAUCGCCCAAAUGAAUGGAACAUGCGAGUUUGUAGUGACUAGCCUCGAUGACUGUCUCAUUGGUGGAAAGAGGGCAUCACCAGACCAAUACAUGGCACCUUUCGAAAUCCUAGAAACGCAUCGGAGUAGACUAAGAGCGCUUUCUAAAACCGUGGAAUUCGGGAAACGCUUCUUCCCACGCUGUUCGGCAGAGCUCGAUGAGAUUAUGGACUCUGAGGACUUGAGUAUAUUGGCUUGCAUAGAGGAAGACACUCCUGAGCAACGACUGCAAAAGAGGCAAAGGUACAUGGAAAUACAGAAGAAUCUGCAAAACGCCUUUAGUAAGGACAAGGAGGAAUUGGGAAAGUCGUCUCCCUCAGCUUCGUCUUCUUCCACAUCGAAAUCAACUGCUACAAAGGGGUCUAAUGGUAAACUCUCACACCGGCGUCGGUGAAACUAUUGUUGGGCUGCAGGUGUGUUUCAACGAAAUGCUGGAACUUUUUGAAUCAGCGAUUUUCUGAACUGUGAUAUAUAUGUAUAUAUGUGUGUACAUGAAUAAUAAACCAUGACGGUUUUACAGAGUUGCCAAGAAUCAAAGUGCGAAAAAAUGACAAAUGGUUCAUCUACUGGGUAUUCCCUUUGCAACGCUUGUUGGUGCAGGGAGAUCAAGAAAUGAACACAGAAACCCGAGUCUAAAGUUCUUAGGACAGGGGGCUACAUCAGCUAGUAAUGGGUUGAAGCACACAAGCCCAUGAUGUCUCUGUUUUUUCAGAGACUGGUACUAAUAAGAGUUUCAGAUAUCUUCUUUUUGAUCUCCUUGAAGUUCAGCAGCACUGCUAGGCUUUUAUCCAGAAUUUGGUGCAGGAUCAAGUCAAGUGCUUCUUUUGGCAUUAUCCUCUAAUGAUGCAACCAUCCAGUAUCUCAAGAAGGUUCAAUAGUUUCUCCCGGAACCGCUUCUUUAUUUCUGAGCAAUUUCUUUGAUCUAUCAAUGGAGCUGCUUACCUAACCAUUUCGUCUCUCUUGAAAUACACUUUUUGGUUGGGAAAUGUCAAAGCCUCUGUUGCAUUAGCAAGCAGUUGAUAAUUUGCUAAGCGGUAGUAAGUUUUCGGUUUUCUGUUUAAGGAUUAUGAAAGAUUUUGUUUACCAAUCUAAAGAAGCAGAGGAACGAGGACAAGAGUGAGUGAUUUAUUCCGCAACCUUUGUUUCUCGUUCCUUUUUGAGACAGCAAGCCAAGAAAAUCAACAUCUUGGCCGGUUGGUUAUUGGCCCUUUGGCCACUACUAUGGAAUAUUCCCAUAAUGAAACUUAUUGGAUAAACGUCUCCGAAACAAAUUC
This is a messenger RNA of Eutrema salsugineum, 2861 nucleotides long. RefSeq names its product regulatory protein NPR1. Gene Ontology annotation, cellular component: nucleus; cytoplasm. The coding region runs from base 200 to 1981 and encodes 593 amino acids. The record is from RefSeq and is a predicted model, not a curated record. The transcript has 5 exons. Gene Ontology annotation, molecular function: protein binding. Lineage: Eukaryota; Viridiplantae; Streptophyta; Magnoliopsida; Brassicales; Brassicaceae. Gene Ontology annotation, biological process: defense response to fungus; defense response to bacterium; systemic acquired resistance, salicylic acid mediated signaling pathway.